Messenger RNA from Larimichthys crocea (large yellow croaker), 7158 nucleotides. RefSeq names its product proprotein convertase subtilisin/kexin type 5b (gene pcsk5b). The record is from RefSeq and is a predicted model, not a curated record. Gene Ontology annotation, cellular component: Golgi membrane; trans-Golgi network. Lineage: Eukaryota; Metazoa; Chordata; Actinopteri; Sciaenidae. Gene Ontology annotation, biological process: peptide hormone processing. Gene Ontology annotation, molecular function: serine-type endopeptidase activity. Bases 620 to 6262 code for a protein of 1880 amino acids. The transcript is spliced from 37 exons.
UCCUCCUCCCAUGUGCUGUGUCUGGCGUUCAGGCGGUCAGUGGUGGAUCCUAGACUAGUGUCUUUAAGACCCAGCGGAGCAGCAGGGAAACCCCGCGGCUUUAGUUGUUUCUACUCUCCAGAGUGUCAGCUAGUUAUUUGUGGGGAGGCGCUGUAGCCAUUUCGCCACAUGAAAGCCCGAUGAGCUGAACGACCAACAUCCGAGUUGUUCGCGGAGAAGAGAAAUCAGCUUUGAGGAGCUCCGCGCGCACACAGGAGGCGUACACGGACUCGCGCGCAAAGACGCACGGCGCGCAGACACGUACACUUCCUCCUCCUCCUCCUCGGUGGAAAAAAGACAGAGAGGGCACACGAAACGCAAACUUCCAACUCUCCCAUGUGGAAAGCAGAGGUUUGAGGAUAAGGUAUAUAUUUUCCUCCUCCGGGGCUCCGUUCCUUCCCCCCUCUCUCCCUCUCUUUCUGUCUCUGUCUCUCUCUCUCUGUCUCUCAAGUGUUUUUGCCCGGAUAGUUGUGUUUCUAUGAGAGUCUUGCUCGGCGAGAAGAGAAGUUUGGUUGUUUGCCUGGUCGGCUGAGGAGGAGGAGGAGGAGAAGAAGAAGAGUCGGGUUAAAAGUGGGGGAAGAUGGUCCGCAACGCCGCUUGGAGAAGAAGCUUGCUGUGCGUCCUGGCGCUCAGUCUCGGCUUUGCGUCCCCGCCGUGCAAUGCUCGGAUUUACACCAACCACUGGGCAGUCAGGAUAGGCGGUGGACCCGAUGUGGCCGAGCGGAUAGCGGAAAAAUAUGGCUAUAGGAACAUGGGACAGAUUGGGGAUCUCAAAGACCACUAUCACUUCUUCCAUAGCCGGACCAUCAAAAGGUCGACUUUGUCCAGCCGUGGUCGCCAUAGUUUUAUCUCCAUGGAGCCCAAGGUGGAGUGGAUACAGCAGCAGGUGGUGAAGAGGAGGAUCAAGAGGGAUUACAAGCCAGCCCCACCCCUUUCCCAAUCAAGCCCCGCCCACAGCAGUCCGGCCCAGAACAACAUAUUCUAUAAUGAUGCCAAGUGGAGCAGUAUGUGGUACAUUCACUGCAACGACGACGUCCAUAACUGCCAGUCGGACAUGAAUAUCAUGGGAGCGUGGAAGAGAGGCUACACGGGUAAAGACGUGGUGGUGACCAUACUGGAUGACGGCAUCGAGAGGAGCCACCCAGACCUCUUUCAGAACUACGACCCUCAAGCCAGCUAUGAUGUCAACGGCAACGAUCCAGAUCCCAUGCCCCGAUAUGAUGCAACCAACGAGAACAAACACGGCACACGGUGUGCGGGCGAAGUUGCUGCAGCCGCAAACAACUCCCACUGCAUUGUGGGAAUUGCCUACAAUGCCAGAAUAGGAGGUGUCAGAAUGCUGGACGGAGAUGUAACAGAUAUGGUGGAGGCCAGGUCUCUGAGCCUCCAGCCGCAGCACAUCGACAUCUACAGCGCCAGCUGGGGACCUGACGAUGAUGGAAAGACCGUGGAUGGACCGGCGUCUUUGGCCAGGCAGGCCUUUGAGAAUGGCAUCCGCGCGGGGAGGAAGGGCCGCGGAUCCAUCUUCGUGUGGGCUUCAGGCAACGGCGGGCGCAGCAGAGACCACUGCUCCUGUGACGGCUACACCAACUCCAUUUACACCAUCUCGAUCUCCAGCACAGCUGAGAGCGGACGAAAGCCGUGGUACCUGGAGGAGUGCUCGUCCACACUGACAACCACCUACAGCAGUGGGGAGAACUACGACAGGAAGAUUAUCACAACAGACCUGAGACAUCGCUGUACAGACAGUCACACAGGGACUUCAGCCUCUGCUCCCAUGGCUGCUGCCAUUAUUGCUCUGGCCCUGGAGGCAAAUCCUCACUUAACGUGGAGAGACGUUCAGCACAUCAUUGUAAAGACCUCCAGAGCCGGACAUCUCAGUGCUCCUGACUGGAAGACUAAUGCUGCUGGUUACAACGUCAGCCACCUGUACGGCUUCGGUCUGAUGGACGCUGAGGCGAUGGUGAAGGAGGCAGAGCAAUGGAAGCAUGUCCCUCCUCAGCACGUCUGUGUGGAGAGCGCAGACCGACAGAUCAGAACCAUCCGUCCAGAGCAUGUCGUCCGGUCUGUGUACAAGGCGACUGGAUGCACUGACAACUCCAACCACCACGUGAUGUACCUGGAGCAUGUGGUCGUACGUAUUACAAUCACACACCCUCGCCGUGGGGACCUAUCAAUCAACCUGACCUCACCCUCAGGGACCAAGUCUCAACUGCUUGCCAACAGGUUGUUUGAUCACUCCAUGGAGGGUUUUAAGAACUGGGAGUUUAUGACCACCCACUGCUGGGGAGAGAAGGCAACAGGCGACUGGGUCCUAGAGAUCUAUGAUUCACCUUCUCAACUCCGCAGCCAGAAAGUACCCGGUAAGCUGAAGGAGUGGUCACUGGUGCUGUAUGGCACCUCUGUGCACCCGUACACUUCGCACAACGAAAAGCCCCGCAGCCCAGAAGACUUCACAGAGGAGUUCACAGAGGAGUACAACGGCCCCUGUGACUCUGAAUGCAAUGAGAAUGGCUGUGAAGGUCCUGGUCCACAUCACUGCAUAAACUGCCUCCACUACUUCCUCAAAUUCAAGAACAACACCAGGAUGUGCGUGUCUGAGUGCCCCAGUGGCUUUUUCCGUGAUGACAGAAAGCGCUGCAAAAAGUGCUCCUCGUCGUGUGAUGCCUGUGUUGGUAGCCGUAGCGACCAGUGCACCACAUGCAGGAAUGGUUUCCACCUCAACGAGGGCACCAACACGUGCGUUGCCAACUGUGCCGACGGCUUCUACCUCGAUCAAGACUCCAACAUUUGCAGGAGAUGUCCAGAGAACUGUAAGAGGUGCACCAUCUCGAGUAUCUGCACAGAAUGUAAACCUAGGAUGAGUCUUCAAGGAAACAAGUGUCAAAUGACCUGUGACCCAGGCACUUAUUACAAUGGCCACAGAAGGACUUGUGAGCCUUGUCAUCGGGCCUGUGCUACAUGUGCAGGCACAGGAAUAGAGGCGUGCACUAAAUGUGCAGAUGGCUACUUACUUGAGGACUGGCGGUGUGUGUCAACAUGCAGCACCGGCUACUACCUGUCAGAGCAGACCUCAGAUAACGGGCAGCUGCAGAGGUCCUGUAAGAAGUGUGACCAUAGCUGCUACGAGUGCUUGGGGCCCGGUGAAAGAAACUGCAGCAGCUGUGUCAGUGGUUACAAUCUGGAGGCAGGAGCCUGCGUGGUCAGCACCAUCUGCAAAGAUGGAGAAUACUUGAGUCCACAUGGAAAAUGCCACCUGUGUGACGCUACCUGUAUGCAGUGCACGGGUCCGGAGAGAGAGGACUGCACCAGCUGCCCUAAAUCAUGGUUCUUUGAUGAUGGACUCUGUGACCUCCACUGUAAGAAGGGGCGUUAUGCCACAGGGAGGCAGUGCCAUCUCUGUCACCACACCUGCCAGGAGUGUACUGAUGAGGGGCCUGACAACUGCACCAGCUGUGACAGAGAUAAGUUUGGGGUGGCCCGGUACCUCUUUAAGGGUCAGUGUCGGGAUGUCUGUCCAGAGGGGCACUUCCACUCUCUAAGGAAACAAUGUGAACCCUGUCCUUCAGACUGCCUCAUCUGUACGGCAGAAGAUCGCUGCCUCCGCUGCAGCCCAGGACACAGGCUCAAAAACGGGCAGUGUGUCGCGUUGGAGUGCAGUGCAGGUGAGGUUACAGAUGCAGAGAAUGAUGCCUGUCUCCCCUGUGAUGAGGGCUGCAUGCAAUGUAAACGCAAGGAUUCAGGAGAUCAGACGCAGGGAACACUUUGCCUCAAAUGUGAAGAUAGUUACUACCAGUUAGGCACAGACUGCCAUCAGUCCUGUCCAGAUCGCACCUAUAGUGUGGACAAAAACAUGACGUGUACUCCGUGUGAAGACAAGAAAUGCGUAAUCUGUGACCAUUCCCAGUGCUACUGGUGUGAAGAAGGAUUAUACGUGUUUGAUGGAGAGUGUGUGAGUCACUGUAGGGAAGGUUUCUUUGUGGAUGAGGAGAGUCGGGAAUGUGAACCUUGUCACCGCACCUGUCGUACCUGCGGAGGGCCCCGAUAUGAUGACUGUGACUCCUGUGAGGACGAAUUCACGCUGAAGAACGGGGAGUGUUUAGAGGCCAAACAGCUCACUCUCUGCCCUGAGAAACAAUUCCGAAACCCAAUGGGCGAUUGCGAUCUGUGUCACUCGUCCUGUAAGACUUGCUAUGGUACAGGGAAGGAGAACUGCAGUAGCUGCUACUCAGGCCGUUUUUUGACUGCCCAACAGACCUGCGUGUCUCGUUGCCCACAUGGUACGUUUGCCAACAAGUCGUCCAGCAAGUGUGACGGUUGUUCGAAGGGUUGUGAGAUGUGUCAGGACGCCAAGCAGUGCCAGGGCUGUCGCAGUGGACUUUACCUGGAGAAUGGAGCGUGUGUGGUGGAGUGUCAAAGGGGGUUUCCUCAAGAUGGUGUAUGCCAGCCAUGUGCCCCAGAGUGUACAUCCUGCAAGGGAAAUUCCUCUCACUGCCUGAGCUGUGAGACACAAUAUUUGCUACUGGGUCACUCCUGCAUGUCACACUGUCCGGAUGGCUAUUACGCCAAAGAGACAGAUUGCCAUCACUGUCCAGCUCACUGUAAAGAGUGCAAUCAAGACGGCCUAUGUAAGAUGUGUGACUUUUACUACUUCCUCCAUGAGGAUGAGUGCAUGGAUGAUUGUCCUGAUGGCUACUUUGCCAGCGAGACACAACACGAGUGCGUGCAAUGCCAUGCUGAUUGUUCCUCAUGUGACGGACCAGACUCUGAUGACUGUGAUGUGUGUAAAAACCCGAAAGCUGUCCAUUACAAUGGAGAGUGUCUACAUCAGUGUCCCAACAACACAUAUUAUGAUGAGACUACCAAUGAAUGCAGAGGCUGUGACAGGUCAUGUCUGACCUGCUCAGGCCAUGAACCCUCAUCCUGCCUCAGCUGUGAUGCCAACAGGCGUAAAGAUGCCAGUGGACACUGUGUGUGGUUCAUGGAGUGCCCUAUGCUGUCAUAUAUGGACCAGAAACUAGAAUGCAAACCGUGUCACAAAUCUUGCCAUCGCUGUUCUGGGCCUGGUCAAGACCACUGCCUCAGCUGCAAUGAGCCAAACUUCCUACUAAACAACACAUGUGUGCAGACGUGUCCUGUGGGUUACUACGGCGAGGAUAGGGAUGAACGUGUGUGUGAGCGCUGUCACUUCAGCUGUCAGUCGUGUGCCGGUCAUCACAGUGUGCAGUGUGUCACCUGUAAAACUGGAUUCUUCAAGCAGGGAAUCAGCUGUGUCGAAUCCUGUUCAGAGGGCCACUUUAGCAACACCUCCAGCAUGGUUUGCGAGCGAUGUGACCCCUCUUGUAGACAGUGUUGGGGUCGUGGUAACAGAAACUGUCUGAGCUGUCGGCAGGACUAUGUAUAUGUGAAGCAGUGGGGACAGUGCCUGAAGAGCUGCCCUCCAAACUACUACCAAGACAGCCGGUCUAAGACCUGUCACAUGUGUCACCCCACCUGCAAGACCUGCAGCGGCGAAGGUGCCCUGACCUGUCAGUCCUGUUAUGAAGGCUUCACAUUCAUGAAUGGGAUCUGUGAAUCCCAGUGUCUCGUAGGCUUCUACGGUAUUUCACAGGACAAGAGUGAUGAGGCAAUCUGCAAGGCGUGUGAUCCAUCCUGCGUGGACUGCAGAGGUCCCAGCAUGUGGGACUGCACAGUGUGCCCCGCACUCGAGAUCCGGUCUGAUGAUGGCCGCUGCUUGUCCUGCUGUGGAGAUGAGAAACGCAACGAUGAUAAACCAAUACCCUUGGAUUGCUGUGACUGUACGGCCUCACGAGAGGAGUGCAUCAUGGGUGUUAACUUUGUGAUGACGGACUCUGAGCCAGAAAGCAACACUGCCAAAAACUUUGUCGCUGUCUAUGUUCUACUUGUCAUCAUUGUGGGUGGAGGGAUCUUCCUCUUCCUCAAUGCUCGGUCGAAAUCAGCAGCUAUGGCACCCAAAACCAAACCUGGAGGUUACCAGAAACUGGACACUAAUAAAGAGAUUGUUUCAAAACCCAUCACAUCUCCAUUUGGAGAGUACAGCGACCGAAUCAUUGACUGUGAGGAAGAUGAGGAAGACGAUGGUGAUGAGGAUAUUGUGUACAUGGGACAAGAUGGGACGGUGUAUCGGAAGUUCAAGUACGGACUCUUGGAAGAUGAUGAGAUUGAGAUGGAGUAUGAUGAUGAGAGCUACUCGUACAGCUGAAAAAGUGAAAAAGACCUUACCGGAAACUAGAAGCUCUUCUUUAUGUAUCAUUGCAGUGCUUUAAAUGAGGGGGGGAGGCUGAUCACUCUUCAUCAGGCCACCUUAGCACAAUUAGCAAGUGGAGCAGUCGUGGGUGAUGCAGGGCAACAAGCACACACUUUAAUUAAACUAAAAUGUUAUUAGGAUUUAGGAUCAGAUUUCUUGUUAUUACUGUUAUUUAAUUAGGUUUUCACUUGCAAGUAAUUUGUCUUGGUGUUAUUGUUGCAUAACCAACAUUAAGUAAAAUAUACGGAAGAUCAAAAAUCAAGUAUUAAAACAUAUAAACAAUACAAAUCUAUAUACAAUAUGUUUUAAAAUGAAAAGAGCUGUAAACACAAGAGCUGAAUGUGUAAGUAUUUCCAACGAUUCAGUGCACAGAAUAUUUUAAAUGACACAAUCUGCCAGCGAAACCAGCCAAUUACCAAUCAAUGGUAAUAUUUUGAUAUAUAUGAUGGCUGCAAUUGAAAGUUUAGACAACAAUUAUAGGCGCAACUAAUAUUUUGAAACCUGAUUAUUGUGGUAUAAUCAACAUCUUCCUGUUUAACUCUCCUCUAUUUAUACAGGCCCCAUAACUUUUAUGUGGCUGUAUUGGUGGCACUGAUCAAGACAAACAGUUUGUCAUCUGUGGUUACAUUUUCUAAUCACAUUCGUGCUGGUGUUUCCUUUCUUUCCAGCGUUUCGAUUAUUUCUUGAUUUUUCUUUAUGAUAAAUAACGUCAAACCAUCUCCAACCAGAUAUCUUGCUACUAGUUUGUUGACAGCCUGCAGUUAGAGUUGAUGACAGCUGGCGGACCUGUUUGCCGUGACUACUGCUAACUUUCUCUGUGUGAAUGACUGUACCAAAAAGGGAUCAUAGAG